Messenger RNA from Rasamsonia emersonii CBS 393.64, 1020 nucleotides. RefSeq names its product COP9 signalosome subunit CsnE. Gene Ontology annotation, molecular function: protein binding; metallopeptidase activity; deNEDDylase activity. The transcript has 2 exons. Gene Ontology annotation, cellular component: cytoplasm; COP9 signalosome. The record is from RefSeq and is a predicted model, not a curated record. Gene Ontology annotation, biological process: protein deneddylation. The coding region runs from base 1 to 1020 and encodes 339 amino acids. NCBI's taxonomy places the organism in Eukaryota, Fungi, Ascomycota, Eurotiomycetes, Eurotiales, Trichocomaceae.
AUGCAGGCUGCCCAGCAGUCCUGGGAAAUCGAGAAUACCAUCCAGCUUGUGGAUCCACAACGAGAUGCGCUCUACCGAUACGACGAAGAGGCCCACAAGGCCCUCGUAGCCGCCCGACCGUGGGCCAAGGACCCCCAUUACUUCAAGUCAGUCCGGAUCUCUGCAGUCGCUCUCCUCAAGAUGGUCAUGCAUGCGCGGUCUGGAGGAUCCAUCGAAGUCAUGGGUCUGAUGCAGGGCUACAUCGCUCCGGAGACCUUUGUGGUCACUGACGCGUUCCGGCUGCCUGUCGAAGGCACGGAGACUCGGGUGAACGCCCAAGACGAGGCCAACGAGUACAUGGUGGGAUACUUGCAGGCGUGUCGCGAGGCAGGAAGGAUGGAGAAUGCAGUGGGAUGGUAUCACAGCCAUCCGGGAUACGGAUGUUGGCUGUCGGGCAUCGACGUGUCGACGCAAGAUAUGCAGCAGAUGAGUGACCCCUUCGUCGCAGUGGUCAUCGAUCCUGAGCGCACGAUAUCGGCUGGGAAGGUCGAGAUUGGUGCUUUCCGGACAUUCCCCAAGGAUUACACCCCUCCGAAGGAGGACCACGAGGACGAUGAGUACCAGAGCAUCCCUCUGAACAAGGUGGAGGACUUUGGUGCUCAUGCGUCGCAAUACUACGCUCUCGAGGUAUCCCAUUUCAAGAGCACACUUGACUCGCAGCUCCUCAAUCUUCUAUGGAACAAAUACUGGGUGGUGACCCUCAGCCAGAGCCCGUUGUUCACCACCCGUGACUAUGGAAGCAAGCAGAUGAUGGAUUUGAGUCAGAAGGUGAAGCGAGCGGCAAGGGGAAUCGAGAGCGGCGGUUCUCGAGGUGGCUUCACCACCAACAAGGACCAGCAAUUAGCCAAAGUCGUCCGGGACGGACAGCGGAUCGUAGCGGAAGAAGUCAGCGGUCUCAUGGCGGCCGAGAUCAAGAAAAGCCUCUUUCAGGGCGUGGGGGAAACUGCCACGAAUUCAGCAGGACAGCGUUCCCAGGCAUGA